AACGUCACUUCCUUUCUAUGUGUCUUCUUCGGGUACACGUUCAAAGGCGCAAAGUGGGACGCCACGUAGCCUACACAUUACGCAGAUCAAACUUUGGAAGAAGAAUUCUCGGGGAAGACUUUCUCAGGUGACCUUUGUUUCUGAAAGUUUUACAAGGAUUGGAUACAUUUAAGGGGAGGGGAGAUUAGCCUACCUAUUGCAAGCACUGCUAGUUGUUAAAAGUUGUUCCAGCGGAAGACAAGGACCACACGUCAGUCGAGCACAAAAGUUUUCGGAUACAGUGAAGGAACAUGAGCCAAACAUCUGAACAGCAGCAGCAGGAUGAAGCUUACCUCCAAGGUGAACCUGGCGAUGCCAGUAAGGACCACCCUCAGCCCCAGGCUGGCAUGUUCUCGCGUGUAGCUGGCGGGUUAUUCAGCGUCACCAAGGGUGCUGUCGGAGCAACGGUGGGAGGUGUUGCCUGGAUCGGCGGCAAGAGCCUGGAUCUGACCAAGACUGCGGUCACCUCUGUGGCAGCUGUCCCAGCCAUGGGGGUGGGGCUUGUCAAAGGGGGUGUGUCUGCAGUUGCUGGGGGUGUGAGUGCCGUCGGCUCUGCUGUUGCCAGCAAAGUUCCUGGCGGAGGAGGGAAGAAGAAGGACAAGUCCGAUUGAGCUGCCUGGCCAUGGGCGGUGGAAAGGAGAACUCUGAGGAAACUGCAAGGCUUUGCUGUUUUUGUUUUGUGGUGGGGUUUCCAAUGACCUGGACCAUGAGCGUGUGUGUGUGCACCUCAACUCCCAACACCAUGUCUUUGUAUAGGGGUCUUCUGUCCUACAGCGCAGGGGCCCCCUGUAUUUGCCUGUAAUAACCAUCACCACAGACUGUUGGAGCAUUACAUUGAAUGCUGUUGUAUUUUAAGCCAAAGGGUUCUUUGGAAACAGUGCCAUCUUCCAAACAUUAUUGUAAACAAGUAUUGAAUGAGCCUUUUGUUGUUGUUGUGGUUGUUGAUGGUGAUGAUGAGCAUCAUUUCAUUUGUGUGAAGAGUAUCAUACAUAUAUAUUUUUUGUCUCUCUCUUGAUGUACGUUCUGUGGACUCCAGCUCAGCUGUCUCAUGCUGUUGGCGUGUGCUCCAGGUGAGGGGUGGAUCUCUGAAAUCAGACCCAACUUUGCGCAUCGCUCUUGGGAGCGAACUUGGGAGGCGGCAGCCGGGUGGGAGGUAAUGGCCGCUCUCCAUCUUCCUGAUUGAUUCUGUUGCGGAGAUUGCUGACGGGGUGUCUGCCCGGCUCCCGCGGAGUGCCCUGCUGCCCGCUCCCUCAGGGAGGGCAACCCCUCCGCGUGUCACCGCUCAAGUGCUGACAGACGGUGUCAAACUCUUGCCUUUUGUUGGCUCUUCUCUAUAGCCACAUUCACAGACAUUCUGUACUAAUGAAUGAGUACUCCUUACUGUUUUCUUCCUACCAGAAAUUGAAAAAAAGAUUUUGGUCAGACAGUCCCUGUGCGAAUGAGACUAUUAUCAGUAGCCAUGCUGAAUAUCUCCUUGUCCCCUGGGCUCUUGAACACAGCAUUAUGUUUGCUUGGGGACUAAGACGUUACACAAGGGAGAGCUCUGUGCAAAUUGUACUAAUUUUCUUGGCAGAGAUGAUAACAAGUUGGAAGUUCUGUAGUGACCUAAAUGCUUUUCCAGUUCAAUCAAGGAUGAGACUGAGAAAUAUCAGAGCCUGGUCUUUGUCUGGAUUCUAUAAAUAAUUGUACACUUUUAAAAAAGCCGAAGAACAUGAUAGUUUAAUCACAUGAAUCAAGAAUACUGUUGUUGGCAGUUGAAAUUACAUAUAUUUUCAUAAUUUGAACACUGCCGGCAACACAUUUGUAUUUUGCUAGGAAUUAUAUUUGGUAGUUUUUUUUUUUUCCCUCUGCAUUUUGAUGCCUGUAUUCUUAAACCUUGAAGCAUCUUCUUGCAGUGGGAAAGAAAUGACCUUUCAGUGAAGAAGCGGGAUGUGUCUGAUUGUGUGCAGUGAAAGGAGGAGUGCACAGCCAAUGGAAGCCGCUGUCCUCUGCAGCUGAUGUACAACAGGGCUUUCAUAUGAAAAUGUGAAAGGUGAAAUCCCACAAAAUAUUCCUCCAGUGCCUGAGUGAAAUAAAACAUUGUAAAAUGAA
This is a messenger RNA of Alosa sapidissima (American shad), 2130 nucleotides long. It is a transcript of the gene tmem263, whose product is annotated as transmembrane protein 263. The transcript is spliced from 3 exons. NCBI's taxonomy places the organism in Eukaryota, Metazoa, Chordata, Actinopteri, Clupeiformes, Clupeidae. Bases 291 to 650 code for a protein of 119 amino acids. The record is from RefSeq and is a predicted model, not a curated record.